Cinclus cinclus is the source of this 2346-nucleotide messenger RNA. It is a transcript of the gene HOXA5, whose product is annotated as homeobox A5. Gene Ontology annotation, cellular component: nucleus. Gene Ontology annotation, biological process: anterior/posterior pattern specification; regulation of transcription by RNA polymerase II. The transcript has 2 exons. Bases 1 to 813 code for a protein of 270 amino acids. Gene Ontology annotation, molecular function: DNA-binding transcription factor activity, RNA polymerase II-specific; RNA polymerase II cis-regulatory region sequence-specific DNA binding. Lineage: Eukaryota; Metazoa; Chordata; Aves; Passeriformes; Cinclidae. The record is from RefSeq and is a predicted model, not a curated record.
AUGAGCUCUUAUUUUGUAAACUCAUUUUGCGGUCGCUAUCCAAAUGGCCCGGACUACCAGUUACAUAAUUAUGGAGAUCACAGCUCGGUGAGCGAGCAAUACAGGGACUCCGCCAGCAUGCACUCCGGCAGGUACGGAUACGGCUACAAUGGCAUGGACCUCAGCGUCGGGCGCUCUGCUUCCACUCACUUUGGUGCCAAUGAGAGACCCCGCAGUUACCCGGCCAACACCACCUCUGCCUCGACAGAGCCCAGGUACAACCAGCCCGCGACGUCUUCCCACUCGCCUCCCCCUGACCCUCUGCCCUGCACCGCCGUGGCCGGUUCGCCUGUCAGCGAGAGUCACCACGGGGUGAAAAACUCCCUCGCCAACUCCACCAGCACUUCGUCCAAUUCCAGCAGCAACACGCACAUCAGCAGAGACGGGGUUGGCACCUCGUCUGGGACUGAGGAAGACACUCCAGCGAGCAGCGAGCAGGCAAGUGCCCCGACCGACCAAAGCACAGCCCAGCCUUCACAGCCCCAGAUCUACCCCUGGAUGCGAAAACUGCACAUAAGUCAUGACAACAUAGGGGGACCAGAAGGGAAAAGGGCUCGGACUGCUUACACCCGCUAUCAGACCUUGGAGCUCGAAAAGGAAUUUCACUUCAAUAGAUACCUGACCCGCAGAAGAAGGAUUGAAAUAGCACAUGCUCUUUGCCUCUCUGAGAGACAAAUAAAGAUCUGGUUCCAAAACAGGAGAAUGAAAUGGAAAAAGGAUAAUAAGCUGAAAAGUAUGAGCAUGGCAGCUGCAGGAGGGGCAUUCCGUCCCUAAGCGUUUGAUCAAUUAAAAGUACUGAGCAGUAUUAGCUGACCCUGCGUCGUCUCAUGUCAGUACUAAGUUGACUUUCUAAAACUUCCUUGUGUUACUUCUGUGAAGAAACCCUGUUCUUGUCGCCCUUAUUCAUCUUUUAAUCAUGAGCCUGUUUAUUACCAUUCUCUCGCGUGUAUAAGUAGAUCUGCUUUUAUCGUACAUUUCUUUGUCUUGAAUGGCUUUGUCUUGAAAAAAAUAAUAGAUGUUUUAACUUAUUUAUAUGAAGCGAGCUGUGUUACUUGAAGUAACUGUUAAAACAAAACAAAACUAAACAAAAAAGAACAAAAAGGAAAAAAAAUAAGUUAAAAAAAAAGGAGAGAGAGAAAGGAAACCCUCCCCCGGUUUAGUACAAAUGUUAUGUGUUGCACUCAACCUGCUUAACUGUGCAUGUGUGGUCAAGUGUUAAUGUCUGUAUAGCUCCAAGCUGUUAAAAAUAUUUUUAUUCAAACUACCUAUAUAAUUCCUGUGUAAUUAAUGCUGUUGUAGAGGUGAAAUGAUGAAAUCAACUGAACUUGUCCUACGUGUAGUGAAUAGUGAAUCUGUGACGAAAACUGUGAUUCCAAGCAGUAUGUCCUUGCUGUGCCUUUGUAUAUGACUCUUUGCACGAACUCUUAGAAGUGGCUCUUAUUAAGCGCAGCUUCUGUGAUGUAUGUUUUUUGUGAACAAAGUUACAAAUAUAGUCAAAGUCUGGCUGUUUGAGCAAACUGUGAUCAGCUUUUUUUUUUAAUUAUUAUUAUUAUUAUUAUUAUUUGUUUUUAAAAAAAACUGACUGGAAAUCAACAAAAAAAUAAACUUUCUAUUGUAAAGUUUUUGUGAUCUGAUUUGUGCAAAGCAAGAAGUUGUGCUUCCUGAUUUGCCUCUGAAAAAGAAAAAAAAAAAAAAAUUAGCCCGUGCAGAGUUUGUUGUAAUAUUUUACCUGGCUCCUACUGCACGUUGCAUAUGGUGGAUGCUGCAAUUGUCCGCUACCAGGAUUUUUAAUUGAAAGUUUGACCAUAAGUUCUUCCUUGCCUGUUUCUCGCUAGGUGGAAAGCUGCAUCGCAGGACCACAAUCAACACCCUUUGUGGCUGAAUCAACUGUUAACUGUUUGCUGAUGGUUGCAAUUAAAAAAAAAAAAAAAAACCAAACCAAAAAAAAAAAAACCACCACAACCCAAACCCCAAAACAUGUGCUUUGUUAAAAUACACUGCGAACUCCGGGGUGUGUUUGCAUGGCUCUAGAAUUUCUCCUGUGGUUUCAUUAAGUAUAUUUUAGGACAGACACGUCCAAGCCCUCUGCGUCUAUUAGGAACUCUCUCUAGCCACAUCCCCACUCUUUAUAAAGAUUUUUGGUUUUCUUCGCUACAAUUAGUUUGCUAUAAACGCAAUGUUACUUACCCCAUCAGAGCUUGAAUGGUUAACUCUUCUGAGCUUCUAAGACCAACUAAAGAUUUGCACAUUUACUGACUGGUUACAUUGAUGCCUUCCCUUAAAAGUUAUAAAACAGUAAACUUUAUA